Messenger RNA from Arabidopsis lyrata subsp. lyrata, 1147 nucleotides. RefSeq lists its product as uncharacterized. The coding region runs from base 371 to 1036 and encodes 221 amino acids. The transcript is spliced from 5 exons. The record is from RefSeq and is a predicted model, not a curated record. NCBI's taxonomy places the organism in Eukaryota, Viridiplantae, Streptophyta, Magnoliopsida, Brassicales, Brassicaceae.
CAAUUCACCCUUUAAUCCAACGUACACAAACACAACCUUUUAUGUUGACUUUUCUUCUCGAAUCAUCUUCUUCUUUAGACUUUCAUCGCCACUGUUGCUUUCUUCUUUGCAGCCUCAAUUGAGGAGCUCAAUCUCAACACCCAGACGUAGCGUUCCUCACCGGACGUGAACUGGGUGACCAAAGUUUCGUGUGCUCUGUUUUCGUUUUACUCUUUUACAUUUUUUUUUCUCUGCUUUAAACGCUUCUUGCAACUUUCUUUUGCAACCUCAAACUCUUGCAAACAAAGUUCAGAGGUGUUCCAACUCUCAGUUUCUCGAACGUUCCUUCGCAUCUCAUUCGCAAAUCCUUCUCCUAAGCUGAAACAAGAGAAUGGUGAAUUGUCCAUUGUGCGGUCAACAGUCACAGAUUCAUCCACAACAUGGGAGCGUCUAUUAUGCACCUUGUGUAGUCUGUAACGAGACCUACUGUGCUAUGUGCGGUGCAUUUCCAGAUCAUUUUCCUGCUUGGUGUGCUGACAACACUCAGUGGACUCAACAUUAUAUCAACCGGACUAACGAAGUCAAUGAGGUCUUGAAUGCUAUCACAGAUUUGAAUCAACGAAGAUUAGAUAUGCUUGAUUACAGGGAGAUCAUUGGCCAUUUCCUAUAUGAUCAUCACCCACAUAUUUUAUAUGCUGUUGAUGAGAUGAGAAGGAUCUUGCGCAUUUUGGCCAUGACUCGUGUCAUCGCUUUUAUCAAUCCGGGUCUAGCACUUCUAAACAGUGUGGAGUACACAAAUCUGGUGGAUCACUUUAACGCAUUACAUGCCCAGCUUGAUCUCAACAUUGCUAAAAAUGGAGCUUUUAACUUGGCUAGUACGAGGUGGCUUGCAGCUGGUUCUGUUAUCCAACUCAUAGGUCAGUUGCAGUUAAGACCCGUGGCUGAAUUUCAUCAUGCAGUAGACGUUCCUCAACUUCCUGGAGGGAUUGUUAAUUUCAGCCGAAACCUGACCAGACUUGUGAAGAUGUGGACUCUCUUAGCUCUUAGACGUAUGUAACAGGAAGUCUUGUUACUAAUUCACGUGGUUAAGUAUUUUUGGUUUAGUAAUUUCAAUUUCACUUAUGUAAACCGGUUUACUUGUUUGAACCGUGAGUUUGUGUCUUCGACA